GCGUUUGCCUCGCAUUUUGCACUUUUUUUCGGUACGCUCGAAAUUUUUAUUUUGGAUUUAACGUGCGCGACAACAACGUCUAUAUAUACAAGCUAUAUAUAAUAUAAUAUACAUAUGUGUGAGGCCAUAUCGAAAUCGUCUCUAUCAGUUCUAUCAAAUAAUUGUAUUGAAAUUACCAACCAACCCAGACAACAACACAAUCAGACAAAAAACCCAUAAAUAAACAAAUAAAAAGUAUACAAGCGUUUCCAAAACGCUGAGCUCAUUACUUCAGGCUCAUUACCAUAAUAAAAAGCGGCUGAAGAAAUUAUAAAAAAUAUGUUGUUUCUACCAAUAAACAAAUAAAUAUUCUUUCGGUCUUAUCGUCGAAAUUGAAUUUAAAAUAAAAGCAUACUUAAGAGUGACCCAGUGACACAAUUUAGGUCGCAUUAUCAGCAGCAGCAUUACCCCCUCACUUUAAUCCAAUCUAAUACAAUCUCUUACUGAGAGUGAAUAAACAAUUGCAAUUACAAUUAAUAAAUGUAAUUUUUGUGCCUUUUUUCACGAAUCACGUGCCUUUAAUUGCAAACAGUUUACCGAGCAAAACAGUUCCGUGUUAAUUAGUGGUAAACACUCUGUCGCAAUCAGUGGUUGUUGUGGCUGUUCUGUGUGUGUUUUUUAGCUGCUGCUGGGCAGAACAACAAUUGUAAAUCUGCCCGAAUAUCACUUUCCCAGCUGUGAUUCCCUUACAAAUUUAUGCUCCACUUUCAUGUUAUGGAAUUUUCAAUGGACACCAAAAAAACUAAAAGGCACAAAUCAAAACCUAAAUGAGCAGCACCUGAGCACCGAACCGGCUGGCUCGCCCUCCAGUGCCAGUCCCAACACCUCCACCGCAGCAGCGGCGGCGGCGGCGACGGUAGGAGCAGGUGGUGCCGGAGUGGUGGGUGUGGGCACUGUGACACCCACCAAGAGCCCCCAACGCAAUGCGUUCCAGGAAGAUGCUUAUCAGACGGGCACAGGUGGUGGCGAUAGCGUCGAUAACGUUGAGGCGACACAACAGCUGGACGGCAAUCCGAGUGGCGGAUCGCCCAACCAACGUCACUCAAUAAACUCGGCAGAGUAUACAUCCACGCCGAAGACCAGUCACCGGAAUGGUCCGAGUAGCAAUGCCGCUAGUGGGACAACGUCGCCGAUUAACUAUCAGUUACCCGGCGAUGACUAUCCAUAUGGCAUCGAGUAUGAGUCACAGCAACUGCAAUUCCAACAACAACAGCAGCACCAACAGCAGCAGCAACAGCAACAGUUGGCAGUGAGCAGUGGAGUAGUGGAGCAGCAGUCGUUGGCGAUAACUUACCAGAGUUUGCCGGCCAGUCGCCAGAGUUACGCCUCGCCGCCGGCACUGGUGAUACCUCAGCGGCAAUCGUUGCUACCCUGGGGUGCCCAUUCCAGGAGCUCCAUUAUCAACGUCCUGCCCAGCUACACGCAAGCCGAGAUGCAUGCUGCCUUGGCGGCCAGCGUGGCCAGUGUGGAGAUCUCCUCGGCUCCACGGCCGGGUGAGAUUGUGAUGAGGAAUCUGUUCAGCGACUUUACCGUUCAGGCGGAGAAGAAGAUCGAGCUGGUGAUGCUCGAGAGUGCGGACAAGAAUCUGUCGAAGUUGCUGCAGCGUGGCGAAGAUCAGCAGUUCGAUCAGUUGCUCUCUGCCCUGGGCUCCGUGGCGGAGCACUGCCUGCCCUCGCUGCUGCACACGCUGCUCGCCUGGCAUCGCCGCCAGCUGUCCGAUAUGGAGAUAAAGAACGAUCUCAAGAAACCAGCUGCUCCCGGCGGCAGCAGCAGCAGCAAUUCGCAGGCGUCCAACAGCAACAAACCUUCCGUGGACUUGGAUUUUCAGUUGCAGCGACGCGAAGCGGCUGUGGAGUUUAUUUUCUGUUUAGCGCUAAUUGAGAUACUCAAGCAGCUGCCCUUCCAUCCGGGCCAUGAGGAUCUGGUGCGCAGCAUCGAGAAUCUGGCCUUCAAGCACUUCAAGUACAAGGAUGGUCUGCAGAACAAUCCGAAUGCCAUUAACAUCCACAUGAUAGCCGAUCUGUAUGCGGAAGUCAUUGGUGUGCUGGCCCAGAGUCGGUUUGCAUCCGUGCGCAAGCGCUUCAUGAGCGAGCUGAAGGAGCUGCGCGGCAAGGAGGUGUCGCCCACGACCACCCAGAGUAUCAUCAGCCUGCUGAUGGGCAUGAAGUUCUUUCGCGUCAAGAUGGUGCCCAUUGAGGAGUUCGAGGCCUCGUUUCAGUUUAUGCAUGAGUGCGGUCAGUACUUUAUGGAGGUGAAGGACAAGGACAUAAAGCAUGCUCUUGCCGGACUCUUUGUGGAGAUUCUAGUGCCUGUGGCAGCGGCUGUCAAAAAUGAGGUGAAUGUCCCCUGCGUAAAGAACUUUGUGGAGCUGCUGUAUGUACAGACUUUGGAUGCCUCUACCAAGUCCAAACAUCGCUUGGCCCUCUUCCCGCUGGUCACCUGCCUGUUAUGUGUCUCCCAGAAGACCUUCUUCCUCACCAAUUGGCACUACUUCCUGGCCAUGUGUCUGAGCAAUCUGAAGAAUCGCGAUGCCAAGAUGAGUCGCGUGGCUUUGGAGUCGCUGUACCGCCUGCUCUGGGUCUACAUGAUUCGCAUCAAGUGCGAGUCCAACUCGGCCACGCACUCCCGCCUCCAGAGCAUUGUGAACUCGCUGUUUCCCAAGGGAUCCAAGGGAGUUGUGCCGCGCGACACGCCGCUGAAUAUCUUCGUAAAGAUCAUCCAGUUUAUAGCCCAAGAGCGCCUGGACUUUGCCAUGCGUGAGAUUGUCUACGAUCUGCUGUGCGUGGGACGCUCCAUCAAGCUGAUUCUCAACCCGGAGCGGAUGAGCAUCGGCCUGCGCGCUUUCCUGGUCGUUGCCGACUCACUGCAGCAGAAGGCGGGUGAGCCGCCGAUGCCCAGGACAGUGCCGGCUCUACCCUCCGGGAACACGUUGCGCGUCAAGAAGACUUACAUUAAUAAGAUGCUGACGGAUGACACCGCCCGUAGCAUAGGCAUGUCCACAUACUUCCCUCACGUACGGCGGGUCUUUGUGGAUAUACUGAGGGCCUUGGAUGUGCACUACGGUCGCCCGUUGAUGAUGACGAAUACGCAGAACCAGAACAAGGAGCCGGACGAGAUGUUGUCGGGUGAAAGGAAGCCUCGCAUUGAUCUCUUCCGAACGUGUGUGGCUGCUGUGCCGCGGCUUAUUCCAGACACAAUGACCGCCCAUGAGCUGGUGGACCUGCUUUCACGACUCACUGUCCACAUGGAUGAGGAGCUGCGCAUCUUGACCCAUCAGUCGCUGACGACGCUGGUCAUAGACUUUCCGGAUUGGCGUCAGGAUGUCGUGCACGGUUACACUCAGUUUCUGGUGCGCGACGUCACCGACACCUAUCCGCAGCUGCUGGAGAACUGUACGCGGAUACUGUUCAACUUCCUGAACAUCUGGCGAUGUGCCAUUAAUGUGAAUGGCAAUAGCACCACCGCCACCACUAGUGCCGGGCCCAGCAUGGCCACCAAUGUGACGAAUACGGCACAACCCAAAGUGGUGGCCACGGGAACAGUGGUUCAGAGCACUCUUGUCCAGGGAACAGUGGGAACAGCUGCUCCAGCCAAGGAUACCGCCAGUAGCCAGCAGUUGUCUAAGCAGCAGCAUCAUCUGAAUACUGCCAGCAGUGCCGCUUCGAGCAUUACCACUUCCUCCAGCGGCAUGUCGAGCAUCACCCAGCACACGGUGCUCAAUAUGGCCAGCAGCGAUGUGGCCAAGAAGAACGAGAUACCGCUGGCCACCACUCUGCAUUUCGUUGAGGGUUUCGCCUUGGUUUUGCUCUGCAACUAUCGACCUUAUCUUCGCAAGCUGGCCGCCAUGAUUCUCAAGGAGGUUAAGAACCUGAUGCGAGCUCUGGGCAUUCCUGAAGCGGAACCCCCUCUUAUCGACGUCAUGGAUCGUUGUGUGCCGGCUAUUGUGGAGAAGUGCCUGCUGCCACUUUUGCCGCAAACGGAGAAGACGGCCAUCCUCAAUGCCAAUUGCAUUGACUUGCAGUGGAUAGCCGAGAGAACCAGUGGCGUUUGGCUAGCGGGAUUGACCGAUGCAGACAACUCAAAGUCCUCGACAUCAACGCUGAAUCUCUCGCAGUCCAGCUCCACGGCAGCUGCCGCAGCAGCAGCGGCCAGCUCUCCCCAGCCUCCAUUUGAUCCCUGGGCCACCUGUCUCUUUGGCUUGCUAGAACGUCAGCGCAUCCUGCAACAGUGUCCAUCUGCAGUGGCCCAGGCCUGGCCUAUAUGUUUCACUCGCCUAAAUGCGCUCUUCAGUGUCAUUGAUCCCACCCCCGUGAGUGAUAAUCGAGCUUCAUUGCUACGCAGCUCGGCGCCCACCAAGAAAGUGCCCACCGAAAGCCAAAAGGAUUCGUAUCUGCGUCUCUGGAGGAAUCAGGUGGCAUGUGCCAUGCGUCUGGUGCCACAAAUCCCCAGCGUGGCUGUACGUUGUGCCUCUCCAGAUUUGAGUUUGAGUUUGCAAGAUCAGGCGGACUCGCGUUCGCUGUCCGAUUCCUUGGACAAUAUACCAUCCAAUGUGUUUGGGCCCGAGGGAAUCGUCACGCGGUUCACGCUGCCACUCUCCUACGGACGCAAAGAGGCACGCCAAAAGCGACUUGGCUCAUCGCCGGACUCCCUGAACGCCGAUCGGAGCGACAAGUCGGCUAUGGGCAGCGCCUCGCCGCAUGCCCUCUACAAGCUGGUGGUGCCGCUGCUCCGCUGCGAGGUUGUCGAUGUGCGAGAUGCCGCCGUUAAUGCUCUGGGCCUGAUAAACCACGAUGCGCUCAAGGAUCUCAUGGAAGAGCUGGUGGUGUACAUACGGGAGGCGGUGGAUCGCAAGCAGGAGAACAUGAGGCGGCGGCGAAGGCGUGAUGCCCUGCGUUUGCAGGUGGUGCGGGUGCUGGAGAAGAUAGCGGAAAACGGGACCUUUGGCGUGAGCACUUGUGUCCUGGAACGCGACACAAUGUCACUGCAUCCCACCUUUGUGGAGUAUAUCGAAGGCGCUAUGGCCUACCUAAUGGCUGAAACGGACAAGGAUAACCUCAGUAUACGCGAGGUGAAGGCCCACUUUUGCAAUUUCAUACGCAAGAUGAUUAAGAACUUCUCACUCGAAUCCUGUGCCACGCUGCUGUCCCGAGACCUGAAGCGUAAUCUAUUCAAUUUGUUUGCCACAUGGUGCGGCAGCUUCUCCAAGCCGCUCAGCAUACCCUCACAGAUUGGACAGACCCUCGAGGAGGAGAAGUUGCAAUUCAGUGCUCUGCAGGCCAUGUCCGCCCUCCUCUGUUGCGGUCACAUAUUCUACGCUCCUCAUCUGCAAGAUGAUGGCAUCAUUUACAAGUGGCUGGAUCUGCUGCUGACCUCUAAGGAUGAAAAAAUUUACCAACUGGCCCGCGACACGGUGGUGCUGCUGCUUGAGUCCAAUCCGGAUAUGGGACAGCUCCUUGAGUGGGUCAUCGAUCGGUGCUACACGUCAACGCCUCGCGAGGCGGAUGCCUGCUUCCUGGCCCUCGCCUCGAUCUUCAGUGCCAAGGAGUACCCGUGCGACCACUACACAUCGGUGAUAACGGUGACGCUCCUGAUGACCGGCUGUCCCCGCGUGGAGGUGCAUGCAACGGCGCUGCAGUUACUGCAGAUCCUGGACAAGCGAUUCUUUGGCAGCGUGGUGGGCACUCUGCACAGCGACAACGAAAAAGAGGACGACAAGGUGGGCACUCUGGAUGUCUUGCUGAGCAGUGCCUAUUGCCGCUCCCAGCGGUUCCUGUCCAAGCAAUUGGCGCAGCUCCGGCCCGAGCUCACCAUGUCCAUCUUUUCGGAAAUCACGCAUCGCUUCCAGAGCGCUCGGGAGGAUGUACGGGCCUUGCUGCUGCAGUGCCUCCUGCCCUGGCUGCAGAAUAUGGAGCUGGUGGCCACCAGUGUGCCGCCUGCCACACCCCUCUCCUACAUAAUGUACUUCCCGGACUCGGGUACAAGGGGAAGACGGGAGGGCACUGGAUCCACUGAGGCAACGGAAAUGAUUCUGAACAAUCUCUUCUACAUCACAGCCAAGUUCUCGGACGCCCAUCCACGCGACAUCGAGGAGCUGUGGGGCACGCUGUGCCAGUUCUGGCCCAAUAACCUGAAGGUUAUCCUGCGGUAUCUGGUCAUUAUGAGCGGCAUGGCGCCCACCGAGCUGCUGCCCUACGCCAAGCGCGUGGCUCUCUAUUUAGCCCGCAGCUGUCCGGAUCGGUUGCUGGAUGAGCUCAUGGCCGAGCUGCAGACGGUGGAGACACUCAACUGUCUGAUUGAGCGGACAGAGACGCCGCCGUUUUAUCGAUUGACCAGCAUGCGAAAGGCCUCCAGUCACAGUGCCGACGGUCAAGCUGUGGGGGGCAUUAAUGACUCCAGGAUUCAGGAUUUAGCCGUGGAAAAGGGCACCAUACAUACCAAGCGACACAGUGGCGAGGAUCCCAUUAAAAUCGGAACCUGCAAAUCGGACAGCGGCAUUCGCGCGUAUACACAAGCAGCUGCUGCUGCUGCCGCUGCUGCAGUCACCCCUGGCUCGAGUGGCAGUCGUCCUCCUCGUGGAGCAGACAAGAUUCGCGCUGCCUCAGGUCCCUCCAUAUUGCCGCGGCCAGAGGAUAUUCUGAUCAAUGAUCCGGAGCUGCGACAGGAGGAAAAUGUGGAGCUGCGUGGGGCUUCGGAUGCUCCGACCAAUGCCCAUCCGCAUCCAUUACCCAUGCCCGAGUAUGGCGGCUAUUUUGCACCUCUAACCGAAUUCCUGCCGGAUGUCAGUUUGCCCAUCAGCGGAUUCCACAGAUGCAACGUGGCUGUGAUGCUUCUCACCGAUAUUGUGGUCGAUGGCAUUCCGGGCAUCGAUUGGACUCUGCAUCUACCAUUGAUGCUGCACAUCCUGUUCCUGGGACUAGACCACACCAGGAUCAUUGUGAGGGAGCACUGUAAGCAGUUGUGCGUCAACCUACUGAUUGUCCUGGCGGAGCACAACGAUCACCUGACGGUGGCCCGCAUUCUGCUGAACAGUGAGACCAGCAAGCUGGAUUUGGGACUAACGGUGCCGGCUCUUCCGGUCAUCGACAACAAUUUCACGGAGCUGCACCAACAGUUCGAUAGCUACCUGCUUCACGUGAGUCCACAGGCGGCGGCCUAUGCCCUGCAGCACAAUCUCUCCAGCUCCACGAUCAUAGCGGCCCACUCGGGAUCUGUGGUGGGGGCUGGUGCGAGCUCUAACCAGCAGAAUCUGCCACAAACGCCGCAGAAUCAGCAGCAGGGUGCGGCAGGUACACAGAGUGUACCGAGUACGACAACACCGCCAGGAUUGACAGCCACGCCGGCGGCCCUGCAAAUAAAUCCGAACAAUUCCGAGAACUCGGAGGUGCCUCUGAUCCAUCCCGAUGAGCAUGCUCCUCCCCAGCCCGGCCCUAGCAUGCCCAUUGCUCAUGUGAUCAAGAGUCUGCUGAAGUUCCUGGCCCAGGACACGUGCCAGCCGCUAUGGAACUACGAGGACAUCACGGCCAAGGUGUGGGCGGUGAAGUCGGCUGAGCAGCUAAGCUGCUUCCUCAAGCACAUGGUCAAGGUGUUCGCGGAUAGUUAUCCACAGGCUCGCAUUGCCGAGCGCUGGGCACAGACUGCCCUUCAGUUGGGACUGUCCUGCUCGUCGCGUCACUACGCCGGCCGUUGCCUGCAGAUCUUCCGCGCCCUCAACGUACCCAUCAACUCGAGGAUGCUGUCGGACAUACUCUCGCGACUGGUGGAAACAGUGGCCGAGCAGGGUGAGGAUAUGCAGGGAUAUGUCACGGAGCUACUGCUCACCUUGGAGGCCGCCGUGGACAGCUUGGACUCGGACUUCCGUCCCCUCGACGUGAUGAAGGACAUUUUCAAGAGCACGCCGAAUCUGAACAACAAGGACGGUGGACCCAAUUCCAUACUGCCGGGCAAGAAGUCUCCUUCCGGCAUGACCCCGCAGUCGUCAAACUACUCUAUUCCCAGCCACGGAAGGAGCACCAGCUACUCGGUAUCGUAUUGCGGUAGGAAGGCCAACAACUCGCCCUGCGACAAGCAGGUAGAGCUGCGCAAUCGAUCCUCCGGCAUCGAUCUUGAGCGCAGUGUGGUUUGCAAGUUUGGCGUGGGUGGCGGUGGAGUUGGUGCCGGUUCGGCCCUGUCCCGUUCCCGCAGUGCCCAGAGCCUCAAGAUGCUGGGCGACACGGCCACGCAGGACGACAAGAUGACCAUACUGGCACAGCUUUUCUGGCUGUCCGUUUCCUUGCUGGAAUCGGAUUACGAGCAUGAGUUUAUGCUGGCACUGCGUCUGCUGACCAGGGUGCUGCACCGCCUGCCACUGGAUCGACCAGAUGCCAGGGACAAGGUGGAGAAGCUGCAGCAGCAGCUCAAGUGGACUGCGUACCCUGGAGUGCAUGCACUGCUCCUAAAGGGCUGCACCCACAGUGCCACCUAUGAGCCAACGAUCACCCUGCUCUCCCAGUUCGCCCCUUUGCUGACUCUGCCCGUCUGUGAUCCCACCCAGAGCUGUGCCUUCCCCAUGAACGUCAUUGCCCUGUUGCCCUACAUGCUGCUGCACUAUGAGGAUGCUAAUGAGAUUUGCAUACGCAGUGCAGAGAAUAUUGCUCAGGUGUCCACGGAGCUGGGUGCUAAACUGGAGAACCUGGGCACUGUAAUGACUUUGUACAGCCGAAAGACCUUCUGCAAGGAGUCCUUCCAAUGGACCAAGUGUGUGGUCAAGUAUUUGCAUGACACCUACGCCCACAUGGGUCUCCACAUGGUGGCGUUCCUCAUCGAGGUCUUGGAGAAGGGACCGCAGCAGGUGCAGGUGCCUGUGCUGAAUGUGAUCCACUGCAUGCUGCACUAUGUGGACUUGUCGGCGCCACAGGCUCAGACCAUUAAUGCGGACCUGCUGAGGGCCAUUGGAAAGUACUUGGAUACUGUGAACUGGAAGGACUCUCUGAAGAUCCUCAAGCUUAUUGUGACGCGCAGCUCAUCGCUGCAGGUAGUGCCGCCCAGCGAUGGCGGCAGCGCCGGCUUAUCGUUCUCCUUCUAUGGCGCAUAUCCGGAUUCGGAUAUGUUCUGUAAAAAGGAACUGGCCGGUCGCACCAUGGAAUUCACUUUCGAUGUCUCGCAAACACCAUUGAUUGGUCGUCGCAUCUUGUUAAAGACAGAGGAACCGGCUGCCACCGGGGCCACCUCCACCACGGGCAGCUCCUCACUCAACUCCACACUGACGAACGCAACUACGGUGACGGUGGCGCCCAGUAGCGUGGCCCAGCAGCAGGUGAAUGCCCAGCUGCAGCAGCAGCGGGCACACACCAAUGUGGCGGCCAUUGCAGCGGCCGCAGCAGCUGCCCAGCACCAGCAGCAGCAUGCCAUCGGAGCCGGUAACAGUGUGGUGGGAACACCCAACUCGCCAAGAAGGAGUGCCAGCCUGUCGCCGGCGGACACGGUGCCGCUGAGUGGAUGGAAGCGACCCUGGAUGUCGCAGUGUCGUGUGCGUGAGUGCCUGGUCAAUCUGCUGACCACCUGCGGGCAGCGCGUGGGCCUGCCCAAGUCGCCAUCGGACGAUUUCAUAAACUCAAUUUGCUCAAAGGUCAUCUUCAGCCAGUCUUCGGACCUGAUGGAGCGCCAAUCCUCGGCCGCCUCUUCCACGGAAGAGACCUCGGGUCCUCAGGGCGACCUGAGCAGUGGUUCCAGGCGCGACGAUGGCCAGCCCGAUUUCACCGUCUUCAAGGACUUUGACUUUUUGGAGUACGAGGAUAGUAUUGCCGGCGAGUCCACGGAUAACUUCAAUUGGGGCGUGCGUCGUCAUCAGCUCUUCGAGGGCGAUGAGGAUCGCUUGAACUGCGGCAGUGGCAUCGGUGGCUCCAUCAAGGGUGGACACUCGUCUGCUUUGGAGGACAGCUUCAGUGAUAAGACGCCUAUUUUGAGUAAGCGCAAGAGACAGACUGCCGACGACUCCUCCGAUGAGGAGGCAGAGUCUGAGUCGCCCUUGGAUGAGGACCAUCGUCAGUCGUUCCUCAAGUCUGGCUACAGUGCAGUGCCACCCACGUCGCUGAGUUUGAGAGAGCGACGGCGUCGCAACUCAGUCUCCAGGAGCGACACCAGUGGCUCCAGUGCCGGCGACUUGGGUGAUAUCACCCCUUGCAACGCCUCGCCGCAUCUGCCGGGCAUUAUACGUUUUGGUGCCGCCAUUCGGGACGAGGCCGAGGAGAACUGGCGCCGUCAGCUGCAGGCCAUGUUGGUCAACCAGCCGUCGGCUCACACCUCGGAGCUGCUGCAGCAGCUGUACCGCCUAAUCAGGGAGCUGACCUUCAAGACCAUCAGCAUUUCCAAGGAGGCCAAGAAGUUCUUUACCGGCAUCGGGUCCCAGCUUGGCAAUCGGAUCUCUCUCUUUACGGAUUUGCUCAGCUCACGGGCGGAUCCACCGCAGGUGUGGUGCAGCGAGCUGCAGGCCACCACGCCCAAGCUCUUUGAGACGCUGCGCUUCAAUGUGCUGGAGGUGCAGGAGCAUCUGGAGACCUUUUUUGAUCGCAAGGAUCAGGUUUUAGAUUGCUUGGAUGCCGUGAAGACCAGCUGCAAGCUAUCGCUCUUCAACGAGGCGGAUGUGGCUGCCUCGGGCCUGGAGCUGCCCACCUCCUCGUCCAGCAUAGCCUACAUGCCCUUCGACCCGGCCUCCACCGAGGUGGUCCUCGACUUGGGUCGCUCCCUGUACAAGCUGAUGUUCCAGCUGCUUCUCCUCAUAGAGUCCAAUCACAAGAUAUCCUCGAAUGUGGUGAAUCACUUCCGUAUCAACGAAGACAUGAAUGACAUAUCCAAUCUCUAUGCCCUGGUUCGCGAUGCUUUGGUGCGUUACACCAGCGAGGCCGAGCUGGAUUGCCUGGAAUCCUCCACCUCGACGGAGGGUGAGCACACGCCCACACCUUCGCCGGGAUUGCCCAUGAGUCAGGAGGAGUUUGAGGCUGCUUUGAAUGAGCAUAUCGAUCUGCAGCGCUGGCCCAGCGCCAUUGCCCAUGUGCGUCAGUAUAGACGGGUGUCGACGCUGAAUGCUGCCGGCGAUCAGAAUCUGACCAUAUUCAGUUAUAGCAGCCUGGACAAUCGCCAGAAGUGGGACGAGAUGACGGUGAUACUCAAUGCAUAUGCCCAUGGAAUUAUGAAGGAUCGAACAGCAGAAGCCUUCAUUGCUUCCAAAUCCGACUCGGAGCUGUUUGAGAUCUAUGCCAUUCUCUCGGAGAACCUCUAUCACGUGUCCAGCGCCUUGACCAACAUGGAGAUCAGCAUGAAGAGCUAUUCGGCGGCCAGCGCCUCGGGCCACGUGCAUCAUCGCAGCGAACAGGAUAUUGUGACAAAUCUUUAGGCUUUAAGUGCUUAGGCUAAGGCUCUCUUUUAUAUGUAAUCCGCUAGCAAGUAAGCUGCAUACAUCCUAGACACUACCGUGUGCGUAAGCGAUCAUUAUUAACUACCAUAUGUAUGUACGAACAAAUGUGAGUAAUUAUGCAAAUAUAUAUAUAUUUAUCAAUGAAAA
Messenger RNA from Drosophila kikkawai, 11575 nucleotides. It is a transcript of the gene fry, whose product is annotated as Protein furry. Gene Ontology annotation, biological process: neuron projection development; cell morphogenesis. NCBI's taxonomy places the organism in Eukaryota, Metazoa, Arthropoda, Insecta, Diptera, Drosophilidae. The record is from RefSeq and is a predicted model, not a curated record. Gene Ontology annotation, cellular component: cell cortex; site of polarized growth.